Molecule: messenger RNA, 539 nt
Organism: Rhododendron vialii
Lineage: Eukaryota; Viridiplantae; Streptophyta; Magnoliopsida; Ericales; Ericaceae
Exons: 2
Coding region: 48-434 (128 amino acids)
Source: RefSeq, a predicted model, not a curated record
AGAGGUUGAGAGGAGCCAACAAAAGUUGAAACUCACAAAGUGCAGACAUGAGAUCUCUAUCAUCAGCUGUCUUCUUCUUCCUCCUCUCCUUGCUUUUCUUGGUUGCGAAAUCCGGUGAUGCGAGGAAAGAUCCAGCAGCAGCAGCAGCAGACUACUGGAAGAGCAUGAUGAAAGGGGAGCCAAUGCCUGCAGCAAUUGAAGAAAUACUUGUCCAUGAUGAUCAUGGUGCAGAAAUCUCUGCAUCCAAACAGAAGGAUGAGAAGAAGGAGAAGAAGAAGAAGAAGAGGUGGGACCCAUCUAAAAUAAGCGUGGCCCACUUCAAAAGGGAUUUCGAUACUACCCCUAACAUGAUAAUUUACCACAGCCAUAUGGGACAUACUCAUGAGAAAUCACUUGUUAAAGGCAGAGCUGGGGUAAUAGCUAGAGGUUUCUGAAUGGUUUCUUUUAGAUGAUGAAAGUGGUAAUUUGAUCAGAUAACCUUGUGGUUCUGGACUUGUUUUAGUAUAAUAUACAAGAAGUUGUGUGGUGGUCUGGUUGAA